Molecule: messenger RNA, 1923 nt
Organism: Chironomus riparius
Lineage: Eukaryota; Metazoa; Arthropoda; Insecta; Diptera; Chironomidae
Source: the annotation of a GenBank genome assembly
GUCAGAAUUGGAUAUGCUUAAAUCAAUCUAUACUUUUAAGAGCAUUUAUUACUUGUUCCUGAAAUUGUAGAGGUUUUGAAUGAUAUUUUGAUCAGAUUGGACUGUAUUUUAUUUUGUUGACAUAACUAGAUUAAUAUUUUUUAAGUUUACUUGGGGAUAUACUGCAUUAGAAAUGGAAAGUCUAUUUAUUAUUAACACCCAAGGUGAUGUCUUCCUUGAAAAACACUGGAGGAGUGUAAUUUCAAAAGGAAUUUGUGAUCAAUUUCUUGAAAAAUUGAAAAUAUCUAAUGAAGUUAUACCGGUAAUUCCUACAUCAUUUCAAUCCACGAAUCUCGUUUCAAUCGGUAGAUGUGGAAUCUACUUAGUAAGUGUAUGUAAAGCUGAAAUAUCUCCACUUUUUGUACUUGAAUUCCUACAUAGAGUUCUUGAUACUUUUACCGACUAUUUUAAUGAGUGCAAUGAAUCUAUAAUUAAAGAGCACUAUGUUGUGAUUUAUGAGCUUUUGGAUGAAAUGCUUGAUAAUGGAUAUCCACUUGCAACAGAAUCAAAUGUACUAAAAGAGCUGAUUAAGCCACCAAACAUUCUCAGAUCAAUUGCAAAUUCUAUGACUGGAAAGACAAAUUUUAGUGACACACUUCCAGUUGGUUCUUUAUCAUCGAUUCCUUGGAGAAAAUCCGAUGUAAAAUAUACAAACAAUGAGGCAUAUUUUGAUAUAAUAGAGGAAGUGGAUGCAAUAAUUGAUCGUGCAGGAACAACAAUAUUUGCUGAAAUUUCAGGAGAAAUUCAGUGUUUGACAAAGCUUAGUGGAAUGCCUGAUUUAAAUCUUUCAUUUGUUAAUCCAAGAAUUUUAGACGAUGUUUCGUUCCAUCCAUGUGUAAGGUAUAAAAAAUGGGAUACUGAAAAAGUUUUAAGCUUUAUUCCACCUGAUGGAUCGUUCCGUUUGAUGUCUUAUCAUGUUACUUCCCAGACUGUCCCCAUUCCAAUUUAUAUACGACAAAAUAUUCAUUUGAAAAGUGGUGAUCAAGGAAAAUUAGACAUAACAGUUGGACCUAAAACGACUCUAGGACAUCCAUUAGAAAAUGUCAAGCUUGAGAUUCUUUUUCCGAAAAAUGUUUUAAACUGCAGCUUAGUGACAACGCAAGGAAAAUACGUCUUUGACCAAAAUACAAAGAUUCUGAUUUGGGAUGUUGGCAAAAUUGAUGUCCAAAAGCUUCCAAAUAUUCGUGGUAGUGUUAUAACAUGUCAAGGAAGUGCAAAUGAAUCCAUGCCUUCUAUAAAUGUUCAAUUCACCAUAUCGCAGAUUGCAAUUUCGGGACUUAGAGUCAACCGUCUUGACAUAUAUGGAGAUUUAAAAUAUAGACCUUUUAAAGGCGUAAAAUACGUGACAAAAGCAGGAAAAUUCCAAAUUCGUUUGUAACAUUUAUUAACAUAUAUCACUAGCUAGCUCUCAGAGACAAUCUCAACAGAAAGCCGAACGAAAACAUUUAUUUGUGAAAAUAAUAAAAUUAAAUUUUGUAUUCAAUAUUAAACAUUUUUUAUUUCAUUUUGUUUUUAAUCAGAGACCAAAAUGAAUGAAAUAAAUCUGUGAUAAAAAAAUAUCAUUAUUUUUGAUGAUGAAAAAAAUUAUGAUUUUUUUCAUCUACGUAAAUUAUUACGUAGAAUUUCAUCACGUGAGAAUCAUUUUUACGUAGGAUUUCAUCACGUAAAGCAAAAAAUGACGUAUAAAAUGUUUUCAUGCAAGUUUUUUAAGCAAAACUAAUCUAUUCUAUCUCUUGUUCUUAUUAUUUAGCAUUAUUAAUACAUUUGGUGUGAUUUUACUGCAUUUUUUCGUUUACGUGAUGCAAUCCUACGUAAAAAUGAUUCUUAUGUGAUGAAAUUUUACGUAAUAAUUUACGUAGAUGAAAAAAAUCAUAAUUUUUUUCA